AGGACUGUUUCCAGUUAUGAGUAGCAGACCAGAUACCCUAGAAUAUAAUAUGCAGCUGUGCCUCUGUGGGCUGAGUGAGCUUGACCUCAAGGUAGCCCAUGGAGAGCUGGUGGGCAUGCAGCUGCUUUUGGAAGAUGUACUUCUGAGCAGCCAUCAUAUGACCAUGGAGGACCCCUCCACACAGCAAGCCACACUGGACAACUUUCAGCCAGAUGUGUCCAGAGUGCCAGGAUUCAGAAAUCCGUUCCAAAGCAGCCCCAAAGCCUCCAGACUGCUGAGGGGCCCAUGCAAUGCGGUGAUGUCCCUUGCUGUUCUGAGAUCCUUUCUGGUGCUGUGGAAGCAGCUGGAAGUGCUAAAGGAGCACUGGGGCCGACUCAAACUGCGAGGCCAGGACCUUGAUUCUGUCUCCCUCCACAAACAGUUCUCAAAACUCUACGGAACUGACAUUCUCUAUCCCAGCAUGAAAGCUAUAGCUAGGCGGAUGGGGAAAGAAGAUGAAUUCGAAGGUAUUAUAAUAAGCAGUCAGUCUAUUCUUCCCCCCAAAGGAGCUUCAGAAAUCGAAAUAAAAACUCAGCAGCUUCAGAAACUUCUGGAAAAUCUUGAAAUUCAUAUGAUCCAAGAAGUAUUAAGAAAAGUUAACAGAGAGAUAGCACUGGUUGUAUCAGAAAAAUCCAAGAAGACGUGUACUCUCCCUACAGACCUUUGGAAGCACCAUGUCAUGAAAGAAAACUUUUCCAUUAACAGGCCACAAAUAGUUGAAAAAUUCAAACAGAGAUUAAUGGAAAGUUACCAGGAUGGUGGACUAGAGGUCACGUUCAGGAAAGACCACUUUGAGGGCUGCCUCCUUUCCUUGGGUUGCGAUGUGAUGGCAAGAGAACGCAGCAACUUUGAGAGCUACUCCAUGUGUUACGAGCAUGUGUUGGAGCAUGCUCGGCAGAAGCUCUUCCAGAAAGAGCAGGAAUUAGAUAUUAUCCGAAGAGAUUCAGAUCCACCUGAAGACAACGCUGGUCAGGUUGCAGAGCUCAGUCAUGCUAUGAUCAUGGAAAUCACUGCUCUGAGAGCUCGACUCACAGAUUUGGAAGAGGAGAAUCUGAAUCUCAACAAGCAGAUCAGAAAAGAAGUCCAGGAAGAAUAUGAAGCAUUAGUCCGAGCUCUGUUUGCAACGUGCUUGCACAUAAAAGAAAAGCUGGAUGAGAACCAGAUUAAUUUGAUCCAGAAAGUGUGUGAGCUCAUCGGCGAAGUAAGAACAGAAGGGAUUGACAAUUUGAAGGGCCUAAAGAAGAAAUGGGGCUCUGCCAGACCUGAUAAAGGAAUGAACGAAAACCCAGCCAAAGAGCAGCUGCAGGCUCUGGAGCAGGACAGCAGCAGCCUGGCUGCGCUGGUGUGCAAAUUGAGGAGCCUGGGCCACUGGAGGCUGGCGGUGCAGCAGGCUCGCUUCCAGCGCCUGGUGAACAGGGCGGAGAAGGAAGCUCUGCAAAGUAAAAAAGAGUGCUUGAGCGUCCAGCUAAUGGCAGACCAAGAAGUGGUUUUACUUCGUCAACAGUUACGGGCUCUAAGGCAGGCCCUGGCCAGGGCUCAGGCCGACAACGCCAGGAUGCUCCGUCAGCACCAUAACCAGGCUCAACUGCUGAGAGAACUGCAACACAAGUUGACCCAGGAGGCUCGCCACCGGCAACAGAUGGAUCUGAUGAAAACCUCCAGCAUGGAGAAGCUCCUGGAAGACGUGGAGAAAAAGGAACAGCACCUGCAGCUCCUGACAGAAGCGGCUGAGAGGGCUUCCAGGCUGGGCCAGCUUCAGCAGAAGAGAAGUCAGAGAGAACUCCAACAGAUGAGAAGCCGGCUUGCCCAGGAGCAGAGUGUGAAGCUGGAUGCUUUCCAGCGCGUACAAGAGCUACAAAGUCAGCUUAGUGACGCUGAGCGAUCGUCUGUCCGGAUGAGCUCACCAGGCGGCCUUAUACCUCGGGCUCAGUAUUCCCUACGUUCUGCUCCCACAUCAUCCAGACACUCCCAGCAACACCUUUUAAGGACUCAUCUUAUGAGCAGUAAAAUAACAAGGAGGAUUCAAAGGCCAGACACCGUACCUAUUAAACACGAAAGAAGGACUGACAACGUCUUUCUACCCAAUGUGGCAGAAAAUGUUCAAUGUUCAGCUUUUCAAGUUCACACAACUCCAUCCAUAAUCCCAUAAAGACCUGACUGGUAAUCAUAUAUCCUUUUCCACAUUUUAUUUCCUUGAGCAUUUGAAUGAAUAAAAAUGAUUCUAACCUCAAUGAAA
Enhydra lutris kenyoni (northern sea otter) is the source of this 2275-nucleotide messenger RNA. Its product is annotated as coiled-coil domain-containing protein 162-like. The coding region runs from base 17 to 2188 and encodes 723 amino acids. The record is from RefSeq and is a predicted model, not a curated record. The transcript is spliced from 16 exons. NCBI's taxonomy places the organism in Eukaryota, Metazoa, Chordata, Mammalia, Carnivora, Mustelidae.